UUAACUUUUAGAACUGAUUACUGACAUUUUUUGGCAAUCAAAGACUAGGAUAAUCAAAUUAGAUUGAGGAUGGAGUCAGCUUUUGCAUUUCUGUGUUUGUUAACAAUUGUUUUGGCUGCGGAUCCAGGUCCACUGAGUAGUGAUGUAGAUGUAUGGAUAGAUCCAGUUCAAGCUAGAGAGCUCUUGUGUCGCGGCGCCACGUUGGAUAUCGUACGAGGAGGUGAAGCCCAACCAAUCAUCCAGAAACUUCGUAACAAGCUCACCGUCAUCCCGCCUGAUAUCAAUACUGUCAAUAUCACAUGGAGGGCUGCACCUGGGUUUCAUUAUGCCAUCCACGCAAGAACAGCAAACACCAGGCUCAUGGAGAACCUUGCUAUCACAAUACCGCCCUCUGGAACUAUACCAACCUCUGAAAGUGUUUUUCAGGUGGAGCUACGAUGCACGGGAAGACAAACUGGUAUUGCUUCAGGUCGGUUUGUCUUGAAGAUAUGGGAUGAAACCAAACGUCUCAUCCCAGGAUCGCCACUUAGGAUUCCAUUCCAGAAGCAGUGCUGGAAAAAGGUCAAGCCGUGUCAUCCUCCGUGUGGUAACGGUGCUGUGUGUGCUGAUGAUGGCGUCUGUGAGUGUCCAGAAGGCUACUAUGGAACCAGCUGCAAACAUGCUAUAUGCAUCCCACAUUGUUUUAAUGGUGGAUCGUGUAUUGAGCCCAGUGUGUGUCAAUGUCAAGAUGGAUUCACAGGAAACCGAUGCCAAACAGCUUCGUGCCUGGAUAACUGUUCUGACAACGGCCAAUGUGUGGCGCCAGAUACAUGUGUAUGUCGGUAUGGAUGGACCGGACCAACUUGUGCCAUUAGGCAGCUCGGAGUUGAUGGUAUCUAGAAGAAUCAAGAUUCAAGCGUAAAAGAACAAGCGAGAUUUUAACAACAUGUACAUGUUUCUUAAUGUUAACAUUAAUGUGUAUUCAUCUUGAUUCAAAAUCAACAAGACGAAGUCUUCCAUUCUUUUAGUUGUAAAACAUUCUUUUUCUUUAAUUGUCAAUUCAGGCUGGCGUAUGUGUUUUUAUAAUUCAUUUAGCAUGAAUGUAUUUUAUAGCAUUGUCUUGAUGAUCGAUAAGUGCACGUUUUUAUUUCAAAUUCGAAUUACCCAUGUUUGUUAUGACUGCAGUAUGAA
This is a messenger RNA of Strongylocentrotus purpuratus (purple sea urchin), 1170 nucleotides long. Its product is annotated as wnt inhibitory factor 1. The transcript is spliced from 8 exons. NCBI's taxonomy places the organism in Eukaryota, Metazoa, Echinodermata, Echinoidea, Camarodonta, Strongylocentrotidae. The coding region runs from base 70 to 879 and encodes 269 amino acids. The record is from RefSeq and is a predicted model, not a curated record. Gene Ontology annotation, cellular component: cell surface; extracellular region. Gene Ontology annotation, biological process: anatomical structure development. Gene Ontology annotation, molecular function: signaling receptor binding.